AAAGAGCAGCAAAGCGCAAAAAGCAACCACCAAAAAAAGGCAGAAAUUACAGUCGACCGGAAGGAGAAAACGCUAAAACGCGUCUGAAGUUGUCGUAUAGAUUCGAGAAAGUCGAAGACUGCGGUGCCAAUCGGGAAGUUUGUGACGACUCAGGAGAUUCCGAGAUUGUGCAUAAUAGAGGAGUAAUGGGAGCGUAUGAUCAAGGCGCUAACAUGUCAUCUCUGCCCUUGGAUUCUUCAAGGAAGAGGAAGACGCGGAGCAGGCGAGAUGGGAACUCUGUUGCUGAGACACUAGAAAAGUGGAAAGAGUACAAUAAGAAACUGGAAUCGGGUAAUAACGAGGGGAAAACGCGUAAAGUGCCCGCCAAGGGGUCGAAGAAAGGCUGUAUGAAAGGCAAGGGAGGGCCUGAGAAUGCACGUUGCAAUUACAGAGGUGUAAGGCAAAGGACUUGGGGCAAGUGGGUCGCCGAGAUUCGGGAGCCAGACAGGGGAAGCAGGCUUUGGUUAGGUACUUUUCCCACUGCCAUUGAUGCUGCCCUUGCGUAUGAUGAGGCUGCCAAGGCCAUGUAUGGUGCUGGUGCUCGCCUCAACCUCCCGCAUGCGGCCAAUUAUCAUCCAUCGUCUUCACUGGAGACUUCUUCAGUUGCAACACCAUCAGGGUCUUCUGCAGUGGCAACUCCAGGAUGCUCGACUCCCACUUCAACCUCAAGUCGCUCUGAGGUUUGUGGAGACGAGGAUUCCAAGCUUUUUCUUAAUGUGAAAAACGAGGAUGGUGAGGGCGAGUCAAGGAUGUAUCCGUGGUCUACUGCGGUCCCUCAAGCCAGUGGUAUGGUUAAGCCAGAAAUCAUUGAGGACUUCACCAUGGAUUAUCUUCGUAAUAAUCAACAACAACCUGUCGUCAAACCGGAAGCAGGAGUUGAGGAUCAUAAUUGGAAUGGCGGAGAUGGUUUUAUUGGGGAUUAUUCGGAGAACUUCACAACCGACGAGUUGUUUGAUAUGGAUGAGAUGUUUGACGUAAAUGAGCUGUUGAUGCCUUCAGAUGAUAUUUCCCUUUGCAAUUCAGGAUCGGAGCAAGUUUGGAGAGCUGACGUUGGUCAGUCGGGCAUGGAGACUCUCAGCAGUGAGAGGCCAUCAAAUUUGUUGUACCAGCUGCAGUUUCCAGACGCCAAGCUGCUCGGGAGUCUGCAGCACAUGGAGCAUGCCCCAUUGAACUUCGAAUACGGUUUUGAUUUCAAGAAGCAAGAAAAGGAGGGGAGUAAUCAUACCGGCCAAGAUGAUCAAGGGUGCUUCAAUCUGGGGUUGUCCGACUUAGAUUGGGGAGGAUUCACAGGAGGAAUAACACAAUCCGGAGAUGGAGGUUACAACUAUUCGAUGGAAAUGUGAAGGCCAAGUUGGGUGGGGGAUUUAUUAGUCUUUCCCAUGACUUCGCUGUAAUCCGCUCCCGGAUUACCAAAUCCCCGGAUUCCGAAAGCAAAGAAACAGAUUGUGGUGUUGAUGAACUGCCCUUGUGCUUGAUUUCAAUUUUGUUUUGGAGAUUUUGAGCUAUGGUACAGGUCUGUUAUACAUGCCUUGCCAUUCUAUGCCGUUCUAUGUUGAAGGGUUGAUGGACAACUUGGCAAUGCUAUACAUAUAUAUAUAUAUAUAUAUGUACAUAUUAACUAAAAAUUCUUUCAUUGUGGAGUGUAGAUAGGAGGAAGAAAAAGGAACUUGAAAAUAGUUGAAACAUCAUAGUCAUGGGAAAUACAGACCUUUUGUGCUUUUUUUA
Messenger RNA from Pyrus x bretschneideri (Chinese white pear), 1764 nucleotides. Its product is annotated as dehydration-responsive element-binding protein 2A-like. Gene Ontology annotation, molecular function: transcription cis-regulatory region binding; DNA-binding transcription factor activity. The transcript has 2 exons. NCBI's taxonomy places the organism in Eukaryota, Viridiplantae, Streptophyta, Magnoliopsida, Rosales, Rosaceae. Gene Ontology annotation, cellular component: nucleus. Bases 186 to 1382 code for a protein of 398 amino acids. The record is from RefSeq and is a predicted model, not a curated record. Gene Ontology annotation, biological process: positive regulation of DNA-templated transcription; response to stress.